CAUCGACGCACUCGGCAGCUCCUCUGGCGCUGCCUGGCGCUGGAACCAGGAAGGCGCUGAGCUUAAACUGAAGCAAGUUCUGGGGACACCGGUGGCGCCGUGGUUUGAAGACAGGGUUCCAGGUCCCCGCGUCCGGAGAGAUGGGGCGCCGGUCAUCAGACACUGAGGAAGAAAGCAGAAGCAAGAGAAAAAAGAAACACCGGAGACGCUCCUCUUCAAGCAGUUCUUCAGACAGCAGGACGUACAGCCGUAAGAAGGGCGGGAGGCGGCCAAGGUCCGAGUCCAGGUCCUGGUCUAGAGACCGUCAGCCUCGCUCCCAUUCUUAUGAGAGAAGACGCAGGCACAGGUCAAGCAGCAGCUCUUCCUAUGGCUCCCGAAGAAAACGAAGCCGAAGUCGGUCCAGGGGUCGAGGGAAGUCCUAUAGAGUUCAGCGGUCUCGGUCCAAAAGCAGAACAAGAAGGUAUGCCUGUUGGUACUUACUGCUUUUAACAGACUUUCUAGACCAGUGCCACACAGCAGCAGUAGAAGGCAAUUCAGCUUUUCUCGGUGGAGACUGCUCAUGCAGUUGUCAUUAUAUGAUGACUUUAUUGGAACUGCAUGGCUCAGUGUAACCUCACUGAUACAUG
Cricetulus griseus (Chinese hamster) is the source of this 626-nucleotide messenger RNA. Lineage: Eukaryota; Metazoa; Chordata; Mammalia; Rodentia; Cricetidae. The record is from RefSeq and is a predicted model, not a curated record.